This is a messenger RNA of Rhipicephalus sanguineus (brown dog tick), 1132 nucleotides long. RefSeq lists its product as uncharacterized. Lineage: Eukaryota; Metazoa; Arthropoda; Arachnida; Ixodida; Ixodidae. The record is from RefSeq and is a predicted model, not a curated record. The coding region runs from base 131 to 1132 and encodes 333 amino acids. The transcript has 2 exons.
CGAAGCUUGUAAUACUUUUUUAGCAACAAAGCUUUACUAUGUGCUGCAGCUUAUUCAUUGUGCUAGGUCUUACGUGCAACGCUUCCAUCGUAUAUUUGCAACGUUCAUAUGGUCUUCGACUUUUGAGCCCAUGCGUCGUGACAACAUUUUCAGACAAGUUAGUGACGGUGGUUUGGGUUUAAUACAUUUGUAUCUAUGGCAAACAGUUUCACGCUUCUUCUUUUUCCGUGACAAUUCCCAUCCCAUCAUUCGUUCGUUCUUGCAAGUUAACUUUGUUAAUUGUUUCCCUGACUUGGUUGUUUCCUCAAACAUAUCCGCACGCCCAUGCCUGUGGGGAUUUAUGGAGGAAGUUUACUGUGCUGUUCGAUUUCUUAAAGCCCGAUUUUCAACAGAAUAUUUGUAUACUGUAUCACGCAAAACACUAUAUAAGGACUUAAUAUCUAUGCUCUUCCCACCUCCGCUGUACCGAUCAUCAUAUUUUGAUCUUCCAGGCCAUGAUGUGUUGAAACGAGUGCAAAAAAUGUAUAUAUCUCCCAAUUCAAAAACAUUCUUCUAUAAACUCCAUUCUGAAACACUCCCCGUAAAAACAUGGUUACAAACAAAAGGCAUUUUUGUAUCCUCGGUCAACUGCCGUCUCUGUGAUGUACCUGAAACAAUAGAGCAUUGCUUCGUGAGCUGCAAAGAUGCGAUUCUUUUCUGGGAUGUCCUUCAGCGAACUCUGCAGAAAGAAUUUGAAAUUAAUUCGUACACUAUUCGUUAUUUGAUGCCAACACCUCUUGAUGAAGUGCCGUACGAUAUGUUCCUUGUUAUUGGUAUGCACAGUUUGUGGAAGACGCGAAUGCAGGACCGUAACGCAGAGCCUAUCACCUCGUCACGUAUACAUUUCACCCGAAUGCUGAAGACCACACAUGGAGACGCGCUCAGGUGGAACGCUGCCGGCAAACCGGAGCCUCGCUGUUGUGACCUUACUGCUCGCCGCAAGCACCGGCACCUACAACAGAUGCCCUCGAGCAGGUCCGAGUGCAUUGGCUCGCCGUCGAUGCCAUGCAGGAAGCCGGCGCUCUUGCGCCAAUUUAGGCUCCCUGGCAGUGACGGGAAUGCCGUUGAGCUCCUUGACCGUCAGGGGCUCUGA